CUAUGGACGGCAACCAUUAGCAACAACUACACUGUCUUGUCAGUGCGUUUUGGGAAAAUUUCGUGAUAAUUAAAUAAAAACCAAUAAACAUGAGUUCACUUAAUGUAAAAGUCAAUGUCCAUGCAGAAAAUAAUAAAAAAUUUUAAACGUUAGUAAUACCCAUUAUAAAGGAUUGAAUAUGGAUUUUUUGUUUGCUUUGUUACCAGAUUCGAAUUUCCAAAUGACUGAUGAGCAACUAAUAUUAUGGCAGCAUAAUGCUGUUUUUGAGUGUGAAUGCGAUAAUUUCAUUAAUAGACACUAUGAAGCUGGCCGUUUAGAAGGAUUACGUUUACGAAAUUAUGCUAUUGAUGCAGCCAUACAACAACAUGGUUUACAAAGAAGACGUCGCGAAUUGGAUAGUGCCAACGAUUUUGGCAUAGAUCCUAGCUUACAGGCUCCCUCUGCCCGCAGGCCACGCAUAAUUGCUUUCAAUCCAGACAUUUAUCAUGAGUCUAUUUCUGAAGCAAUACGAGAGAGGGGCUUGGGAAUACCAAGAAACUCAUAAUACAUAAGUCAACUGCUGUUUCUACAUUGAAUGUGAACAGGAUGCUUUUUAGGUGUAAUUUUGAAAACAAACACCCAUUCGACUUACACUUUCCUAAUAUAGUAUUAAAAAGCAAGUGAGGAAUUUAUGGAAAUGCUAAAUAUUUUUAAAUAUAUUUUAUGGUAAAUCCGGCUGAUAUCCUUAAAUCAAUUUUAAAAAAGUAUUUUUGUGUACACGCAAGAAGAAC
Molecule: messenger RNA, 770 nt
Organism: Glossina fuscipes
Lineage: Eukaryota; Metazoa; Arthropoda; Insecta; Diptera; Glossinidae
Exons: 2
Coding region: 179-544 (121 amino acids)
Source: RefSeq, a predicted model, not a curated record